Penicillium longicatenatum is the source of this 1809-nucleotide messenger RNA. Its product is annotated as gamma-glutamyltransferase family protein. The transcript has 4 exons. Lineage: Eukaryota; Fungi; Ascomycota; Eurotiomycetes; Eurotiales; Aspergillaceae. The coding region runs from base 1 to 1809 and encodes 602 amino acids. The record is from RefSeq and is a predicted model, not a curated record.
AUGCCGCUCAACUCGAAAGCAGUCUAUGCGAAAGGUAACGCGGGCUAUGUCCCCUUCGCUAGUCGGAGGAGCACUGUGCACAGCAAACAUGGCAUAGUGUCCUGCACGCAGCCGUUGGCAGCUGCAGCAGGACAUCGCAUUUUGAGCCAGGGAGGAAAUGCAGCUGAUGCUGCCGUUGCUGUUGCUGCCGCAAUCAAUAUGUCCGAGCCGGGCUCGACUGGGAUUGGCGGCGACAUGUUCUGUCUCUUUUAUAAGGCCGAAACUAAAAAGGUCCAUGCCCUGAAUGGAUCAGGUCGAUACCCCGCCAAGGCCACAUUGGAGAAAGUGCGCAAGGAUUUGAACUUGGCUCCCGAUGCACCAGGCAGCAUUCCCUUCCUGAAUGCUCUCGCAGCGACAGUUCCAGGUGCCGCGGCAGGCUGGGUGGAUACGAUUGAGAAGUUUGGAAGUGGGAAACUGUCAAUGGAACAGAUUCUACGACCUGCUAUUGAGAUGGGUGAAGAUGGCUUUGUCGUUUCGGAGCUUUCGUCUCACGGUUGGCAAGAAGCCGAGAAGGAUAUUCGUGCAGCAUCGCCCAACUUCCGUGAAAUGUUGAAGAAGGAUCCAGCUGCUAAGGAUGGAGUGCGUGCCCCCCUUCCUGGCGAGAUCAUGAAGAACCCCACAUUGGCGAGAACGUUCCGUACAUUGGCAGCCGAGGGCAAGAAGGGCUUUUACCAAGGUAGAAUUGCCGAGGAAAUCGUAAAGGUUGCCCAAAGUUUGGGAAGUUAUCUAGAUCUUGAAGAUUUGGCACAACAUGCUGCGCAGGGGACACAGGAAGUGGAUGCCAUCUCACUCAAAUUCACUGGCCAGGAUAUUGCUUCUAAGCAGUCACCAGGGACAGAUGGCACUAACCAGGGUGUUGAAGUCUGGGAACACCCACCAAAUGGCCAGGGUAUUGUUGCGCUAAUGGCUCUCGGUAUCAUGGAAGAGUUAGAGCGCGUUGGCAAGAUCCCGAAGUUCAGUCAGGACCAACAUAACUCCGCAGAAUACCUGCACGCUGUGAUUGAGAGUUUGAGAAUUGCCUUCGCAGAUGCAGGAUGGUGGGUGACAGACCCCGACGUUGAGAAAGUGCCAUCGCAAGGCCUUCUCGCUCGCGAGUACCUAGCCGAACGGGCGAAUCUCUUCUCGCCAGACCGUGUAGCUGAGCUCUUGGACCACGGAAGCCCAGCCCACAAUCAUUGCGACACAGUAUACUUUGCAGUGACAGAUCGCGAAGGCAACGGUAUCUCGUUUAUCAACAGUAACUAUGCUGGGUUCGGCACAUCUAUCAUUCCCGCUGGUUGUGGUUUCACUCUGCAAAACCGUGGCGCCAAUUUCUCCUUGGAAGCUGGACAUCCGAAUGUUCUGGCCCCGAACAAGCGACCCUACCAUACCAUUAUUCCUGCCUUGAUUACCAAUGUGGAGGACGGAUCGCUGCACUCCGUUUAUGGUGUGAUGGGUGGCUUCAUGCAGCCGCAAGGCCAUGUACAGGUCCUGCUUAACAUGCUUGCAUUCGGUUACCACCCUCAAGCAGCUCUUGAUUCUCCGCGUAUUUGCGUCAAGGCUCCGACAUCGGAGGAUCGCGACCGCACGGUGUGUGUUGAGGAGGGAAUCAGCGAGGAGACCAUUGAGGGUCUGCGCCGCCUGGGUCACAAGAUUGAGGUACUCAAGGGUUGGGAACGGGCGAUGUUUGGUCGUGGGCAGAUUAUUCGUCUACACUACGAUGAUGGCCAAUUGGUAUACAGUGCAGGAAGUGACCCACGUGGCGAUGGAAUGGCCUUUCCGCUGCUUUAA